UUACUUGAGAGUCAUCUUCUUUCUCUCUUUGGCAUUAUUCCAUCUUUCUUUCUCUCACAAACAUUACAUUUAAGUUUGUGAGAGGAAGAAAGACAAGGUUUCAAGCCUCAUUUAAUUAAUUGCUAAGACAAAAACAAGUUAAAAAAGAAAAAAAAAAUUAUGGGGGCUUGUGCUAGUGUACCAAAGGGCAUGAGGGCUGAGGCAAUGGCAGCUCCUCCACCGGAGCAACCGAAGGAGGAGAACACCACCACUGCCACCACCACCACCGCGCCUGAGGUGGUGGAGGUGACAGAAGGUAGUGACAAUGCCGAGCCAAAGGAGGAUAAGAAGGUGGCUGAAGAGAAAGGUGCUGACGACAAGCACCAAUCUCUAGGAUCUUUGCUCAAUGAGAGUGAAGCAGCCAAGGAGUCAGCUAAAGAUGAGAAGAGCUCAGACAGCAAUGCUGAAACCAAAGAAUCAAAGGAUGAGGAGCUUCCAGUAUCAGAUGCAGCUGUUGCACAACCCUCUUCUUCUUAAUAAAAUAAAAUGCCUAACAUUAUUUGUUGAUGUCUUCAGAGGCAAGCUCAAAUGUGGUGAAAUGGAACAAAACUGUUUUUCAAAUUACCAAUUAAUGAUUACUCAAACAACUAAAUCAUAAAUUAUAAAUGACCUGAUUGUGAUGUUAGUUGAGAAGAAAUAGGAGAGCUAGAAUUUCAAGUAGAGUCCAUGCGCAGGAUGCAUCUGUCAUUUCUUACAUGCUAAGCGAAGGCUUCGAGGGUGAGCAGAAAUUAGAAACUAAUGGCCCUCCGGGUGUGUUUGGUAGGAAGGAAUUUCAAAUUUUCCCAUAUUUGGUUGA
Messenger RNA from Nicotiana attenuata, 835 nucleotides. RefSeq lists its product as uncharacterized. NCBI's taxonomy places the organism in Eukaryota, Viridiplantae, Streptophyta, Magnoliopsida, Solanales, Solanaceae. The record is from RefSeq and is a predicted model, not a curated record. The coding region runs from base 160 to 516 and encodes 118 amino acids. The transcript is spliced from 2 exons.